UUUUAUUAUCGUUGCCCGCGAUACUUUUGCUAUGCGGCUUCUACCAUGAAAUGAGAACAUGUGCUCAUCAAGAAAACAACAUGGCGUGCAAUUUGAAAGAAAAGUGCGUUUAACAGUAUGGGGAGAUCUACAAAUAUCUUUAGAUUUAUUUCCUUCACAGAACGCAUAUCAAAACUUCGUAUUGAUGUUGUUCAUAAGAUUGAAAAACGUUCUGAUAUUCCCGACGAAUCUGACACAUUUUUUAAUCAAAGUUUAUCAAAAUGGAGGGAGUUGAAUUGCUGUCUCGACUUUCAGGAAUUUUACAAAGGCGUCUCUCCGCUGGUGAAAAGCUUAUCACUGUUAGUUCACCAUCAAAAAUCUGUCAUUGACAUACUCCAGAAAUAUUUGAAGAAGAAAGACACUUUAGCUCUUGAGGCUUUGCUUCAACUAUGUGUUGAACUGGCUCGUGAUUUACAAGGAGAUUUUACACAGUAUUUUAGAGACUUUUUAGGUAUUAUCACGAAACAUUUGGAUACGAAGGAUGCCGAAAAGAUCGAGAAUUGUUUCAAGACGUUGGCGUAUCUUUUUAAGUUCCAAUGGAGAUUCCUAAUUAAGGAUAUGAAAUCAUUAUUCCGGUCAUACAGUCCUCUUCUCAGUGGAAAUCAGCCUGGUCAAGUUGACAGAUUUGCUGCAGAAAGUCUGGCAUUUCUAGUUCGAAAGUCUAAAAAUUUAUCCAAAUUAUUGGACUUCAUAUUUCUCUCUACAUUACAAAACCCUCAAAUACUACCAGGAGUGGGUAGGUUACUAUCUGAGAUGUUACGUGGUGUGCAAAAUAGAUUCCAUUCUUCAGCAGAGGAAAUUAUGAAAUUAUUGCUGAAUAAACUAGCUCCUGAUGUCAUCUUUGAUGAAGAAUUCAAAUCUGGAAACAAGAUUUUUCAGCUAUUUACAAUAAUGUUUGAAGAAACGGCAAAGUUUGCCAAGAGAGAGCAUUGUCAAGUUAUUUGGAGUUGUUUAUAUAAAGCUAUAAAUGAUCGUCUUUUGGACAAUGAUGUAAAUGUGGUGAACUCUGAAAUACUAAGAUAUUUAGUUGAAUUGAUGAACAUUUGGGUGGAAUGGAGUCAUGGAAAAUUGAUCAACGAUGCAACCAAGUUACAAAAGAAUGUGAGCAAUUUGAUAAAGACGAAAACUGACCAUGAUACUUUAAAGUCAUCAAUUUUUAAACUGGCUUCAUCAACUCUAAAACUCAGUUUUGACAUAGAUGAAGAUCUUGAAGAACAGCUGCUUGUUUCGUUCUUUGCUUCAAAACACUUCUCCAUCAGUGAUGCCUGCAACUUUUCUCGUAAUCUCAAGAUGUGGGCAAAAUUUAAUGAUCUUGUUUUACCAAGGCUUGUGAAUUUUUUUGAUGCAAAGUUAGCUGUAUCUUCCUUGCAAGAGUUUCAAGCUAUCCAUGUGGUACAUAUUUUGGCUGAAAUUUUGUUGGAUACAAUCUCAUUUGAGGAAGGUUAUGAUGGCAUGACACUUCAAAAAAAUAGGGAGUUUUGCUUUCCAAAACUGGCCGAUGAACACGAUGAUUGUUGGUGGAAUGUUUUCUUCAAACCUGAGACAAUAUUUAAUGUUGAUGAGGAACAUAUAUGGGCAGCAUUAAUAAUAUUACCUUUCUUGAGGCCACUCAAAUUUAAGACUAUUUGCCAAUCAUUAAAAAAUCUAUUUGAUCAUUUGAAUGAGCAAGGCAAAGGUUCGUCAUCAACUCAUAAUACACCUCGCCUGUUUGUUCUUUCUCAAUGUGUCAAAUGUAUUGCCAUCUUAUGCAAGUUCCAUUCAAUUUCCUUGGAGCAAUGUCUGGCUUAUCAUGUCAUGUUCGAUGUUUUCAGCAAUUAUGCACGCGAUGUUCACAUGCUACAGGCGUUUCAUGUCUAUUUGUCAAUACUCCAAGAGCAGUCUUCAUCCAAUCUGUCUUGUCAGCAGAACUUUAAAGAUGUGUACGCUUGCAUAAAAGAAAAUCUUGCUUCACACGCCCGGCUGGUCAGACUGCUAACAUUGAAGAUCCUCACCACUUUUGAUCAAUUGGAGGCAACAUUCAUGCAGAACAACGAUUGUUUGAAGUGUAAUAUUUUUAACGACUGUUUGCAAGUUGAGCUUGUACCUUUGACCUUCCAAGAAUAUCGUCGGAAAUUGGUCUGUGCACAAAAACUAGCUUUUUCAAACACUCGUUCAUUACCAAAUGAUAUUAAAGAUGGCCCGUUACGCUAUCUCAUUGGUAUGCUGUAUUUGAAUUUGAGUACGAUGUGGGAUCCUGUGAUGUCCCUCAUUACCACGUAUGCGAUAGAAGAAAACAAGAUGAUGUUUUGGAAUGUGUUUUAUGAAAAUCUUAUUUUGGAUCCUUCUCAUUCCGACAGAAAUGACGAGGUGAACUUCCAGGGUGACGGUGCCCUUAAAGAGUUCUUUUGUCGUCAGUUUUUGUCUUUUGUGGGACCUCGAGAAGACAACAGAGUUGACAAACACAGCUUUCAACUUCUCUUGUGGAAAACAAUGGCCAAGUUUCCUGAAAUUGUAGAACCACGAUCAAGACAAGUUGUUCCGUUAUUUUUGGACUUCUUCAGAAAUGAAUGUUCUGUUCUCGAUGAAGCCGGUAGGGUCUCUUAUCAAGAUUUGACGAAAAGCUCUUUACAUGAUUCAGAUUCUAAUUCAAUGGUACCCGAUCAUGUCAGCGCUGAUCACCUUGCAGACAUCCAUAUUGAUCCAACUGAUGGCGAGCAUAUAACGACGGAUUCCGAACUAGAUACGAAUGACCUGAAUAAUAAAAGAAAUGGUCAUGUAGUAUUUGUAAAUGAUGGAGGAAAGAAGAGAUCUGGUUCCAAGUAUAAUAAAAUUAUGACAAAGGCAGGACGUUCAAUGAAAAUGAAGACAUUAACUGCUUGUCUCACUCUCUUUGGAUUGUUCAAAAACCCACGAAAAAUUUAUGAAGAAUCUGAAAUGAUGCGCGUCUACUUGACUUUGUUGACACAGAAAGAUGGCGAGAUACAGAAAUUGUCUUUGGCUUGUUUGAUGACGUAUAAGUUUGAAUAUAUGAUGCCUUAUAGAGAAAACUUUGAUCGUUUGAUGGAAGAUAAGACGUUUUCUGAUGAAAUCAUGUGUUUUAGUUCUGAUGAAGAACUAAACGUUGUUAUACCUGAACACAGAGAACAAGUUAUUCAUAUCUUAAUAAGAAUACUUUAUGGUAAAAUGCAACGAUGGACUGGUGUGGGAACCCGUGGCAAAUCUGGUGGUAAUGCAAGACGUUCAUUGGUCCUACGUUUUCUCAAUAGUUGUCAUGGUGAAGAGAUGGGUGUUUUUAUGGAUCUCAUCACUCAUAAUUUCAAAGAUAUCUGUGAUAACGAGAAUGUGGAUGUAUGUUUAAGUCAAGUUGUGCCCCUGCGCAAGCAAUUAGGAUUUCUAAACAUGUUCACACAGAUAAUGGCAGUGCUUGGGAGCCAAGCCUCAUACUACUUACCGCGUCUGCUCAAGAUUCUGUUCUACUGUCUAAGGACGUCUAGAGAUUGCUUAGGACAGCGCGAGAAGGUAACACCUGGGGCCGUGUCUAAUCUCAGAUCUGUUCGUCAACUGGCUAUUCGUUGUCUUAGUAUUUUUUUCGAGAGAUUCCCAGACCAAGAUUUUGGUUUGCACACAUUGGAUAACAGCUUCCAAUUGGCUAUUGCUCCACAGGUAUUAAAGUUAAGCUCCGAGGCACUUCAAACACCCACGCCUCUUCUUCGUCUACUCAAUGUUUGUAGCAAGAACACCAGACUUCAUUGUCUGCUUUCUCGUAUUCCUACCGGCACACAGGAUUGUGUACUUGGUCACGUGUUUCAAUGUUUGACGUCUGAUCACGUGUGUACUCCUGUUGCAACUAUGGUAUUAGAGAUGGUAGAUCGCCUAAUGUCGCCUGCUAACGAAGGGAAACAGCUAAUGAGUAACAAAAUGAUCGCAAAAGAUAAGAAUAUUACUCCUCAUAGUUGUCAACAAGUUCUUCCCUACGUUUCUAUAAUUCUUGAGUAUUUGAAUAAACGCAUCCGACGUACAACGAAAAAUCUUUCUAAAAUGAAAGGGAAAUUGUGUAAAACACAUCUUGUAACGAAAACAGAACUUUCUGUACUGUCACGCAUCAGUCCUUAUAUCGUUGACUCGGAUCAAUCUUUGCAUCUCUGUCGUCUUAUGGUGUCUAUCUUGAACAUGACAAACAAGGAAGAAUCAAAAGUCGAAAUGCUACAAUCAAUAAAAAAUCUUCUGAAAAAUGUCCAAGAUCCAAUGAUAUUUUAUAGUCAGUUUUCCAGAUUGUUUUCCUCUCUUCACUCCCGUGAAGCGCGAAAAGAAUUGUGUCACAUAUUUUCCAUUAUUGCUCUCAAGAAUGAUGUAAUAUCGGAGCAUGCGCAGCUCUUACAUGGUCUCAACGCUUGGAAUAGAAGACAAGUUGAUGAAGUUGACUAUGAAACAAGGUUAUCGUCAUUUUCACAGUCUUCAAAGUUAGUAAAAUUACCAGAAGCGAAGGGAGAGUUGAUCAUGCCUUUAUUCCUUAACGCUACUCACACAGUAUUUACCACAACUGAUCUAGCCCUAAGGUACAGUGCUCUGGGAUUUAUGAAAAAUGUUAUUGAUGUUAUCGAGGAGAAAAACGAUGAUACGGACUGUAACUGGUUCAAUGUUAUUGUCUUGGGUUGUCUGUUUCCUGCUAUACGUGAAGCUGUCCAAUCACGUCAUGAGGCUGCUCGUAAUGAGAUGGUUCUCAUUCUUGGACGUUUAGUAAAAACUUUUCAUCACUCGAAGUUAAAUGAACUAAAAGUUCUCUGGAAUAAUGACCCUGAAGUUGAUUUUUUUGAAAACAUUGUUCAUAUACAAAUACAUCGUCGUGUCAGGGCAUUGAGAAGGCUUUCCAGCACAUGCGCAAAUACGACUUUCUCAAGCCACACACUAACCAGUAUAAUUCUACCACUUGUCUCACAUUUUGUGUUUGAGUACAAAGCCGUCAAGGACCACAAUCUUGUCACUGAAGCUAUCAACACCAUCGCUGCCAUUUCAACACAGUUACCAUGGUCCAAAUAUUCUUCGUUAUUACGUCAUUAUCUCAGGUUGUUAACACGUGAUAAAGAAAUGCAGAAAGUUAUAUCAAGAGUUGUUGUUUCAAUACUGGAUUCAUUUCAUUUUGAUUUGAGGUCGUUAAAAGAAGAAGACAUUAAUGGCGUUGACAUUGUGAAAUGCCAACAAUCUGAAAGUAAAGAAAAGAUGGAGGAGAUGGAUGGCCAACAAUCUGAAAGUAAAGAAAAGAUGGAGGAGAUGGAUGACCAACAAUCUGAAAGUAAAGAAAAGAUAGAGGAGAUGGAUGACCAACAAUCUGGAAAUAAUGAAGAACAAGACGAAACUGAAGAUAUUGAAGAGGAAUCUGGGGAUCCACAUGAGGAUUCCUCUUUUGAGUUAAAGCUAAAAAUCCAUGCUGUAAUUACUUCGAAAAUCUUACCACAACUUCACAAAUGUUUAAUGAAAAAGCUUGAUUCAAAUGACUUUCAUCGUUUAAGUGGACGUAAAGAAGAUGAUGAAAACGAGAUGUUACGUGUACCCAUGGUGUUAGCUAUGGUUAAAUUACUGCAAGCAUUGCCUCAAAAAACCUUAGAAAGUAAUCUUCCAGGUUUACUUAUGCGAGUGUGUCAAGCUUUAAAAAGUCGCGCGUUUGACGUACGUGAAACAGCAAGAGAGACACUUUCCAAGAUUACUAACUCUCUUGGUCUUUAUUAUUUCCCUUUCAUAUUGAAUGAACUUCGAAGUUCCCUGACAAGAGGUUAUCAGAUUCACGUUCUUUCAGCAUCGUUAUUUUAUAUUUUAAAUAAGUUUCAAGAAAAUAUUUCAGAUGGAGGUCUAGAUGUAACUAUAAAUAAUAUUGUUGAGAUUCUUGUUGAAGAUCUUUUUGGAGAACCAGCGAAAGAACGUGAGAUUGACAAAAUUGCCACAAAGCUACCUGAAGCACGAACGACGAAGAGUUUUGACAGUUUUGAAAUCGUUAUGGGAAAGAUCUCUCCUGCCCAAUUAAUGACAGUUAUAACUCCUUUAAAACAUGUUUUAGAUGAAGCGUCCAAUCACAAGAUAUCCCUUCGAGUUGAAGAAGUAUUGCGCAAAUUGAGCGUUGGUUUACAGAGAAAUCUUCUGUUUGUACCUGAAAAGAUGUUGAUUUUUGUUCAUAAUUUAGUCACUGAGAGGUUACCUCUAAUGAAACCUGACGUAAAGGGACUACCCGUGGUUCACGAUGAGCAAGAUGAACGAUUGAAACCUUCGAACACCUAUCUUAUCCCAUUGCAACCCUUGCGUGGAGGCAAGGUAGCAGAAGUGAACCAUAGAGCUAAUACUUAUAUCUUGAUUAAUUUUGGAUUACAGCUGUUGCACACUGCUUUAAAAAGACAAAAAUUAAUGGCGACCGAGGAGAAACAUUGUAACAUGCUUGAUCCGUUUGUUUCCAUACUUACAAAUGCUCUCAAAUCAAACCAUGUCAAAAUAACGACCAUUUCUUUACGUUGUAUUUGUUGGAUUGUUAAAUAUCCUUUACCUUCGUUGCGACAGCAUGUCGUACAUAUUGCUGCUCGUUUAUUUAAACUUCUCAAGAAUCACGCAAAAACGGGGGGAGCUUCGGGUGAUAAUGAAGAAAUGGUGUUGUCAUCAUUCAAGACUAUUACCGUUCUCAUUCGCGAUUAUGUUGAACUUAAUGUUACAGAACAACAACUGAGGAUUUUGCUAACAUUCGUUGAAGAAGAUUUGUAUGACCACAACAGACGGAGCUGCGCAUUUCCUUUGUUGAAGGCAAUAUUGUCCCGGAAAUUGCAAGUUUCUGAAAUCAAUGAUGUAAUGCUUAAAGUGUCUGAGCUCUCAAUUGUAAAUGAUUCACAGUCAGCGAGACUUCAGUGUCGACAGGUUUUAUUACAAUACUUACUGGACUAUCCUGUUGGUAAAAAAAUGAAACGUUACAUGGAGUUUUUCAUUCAACAACUGCAAUAUGAACACGCAAGCGGUCGAGAGUCAGCUUUAGAAAUGUUGAUAUCAAUUGUUAAUUCCUUUCCUGAGAAAGUGGUGUUCUUGUAUUCUGGCCUAUUUUUUCUUCCGCUGUGCACAAGGCUUGUAAAUGACGAGUCAGCUAACUGUCGGAAGCUUACGGCAGUUGCUGUCAAGACUUUGAUCGGAAAACUUGAUCUUGAACGUAGAGAUAAUUUGUUUCGCAUUGUAAUGACUUGGAUGGAUGAUGAAAAGAUGAGCCUUCAAAGAUUGGCGAGUCAUGUCUGCGGUCUUUUCGUGAACGUCGAAGGCAAAUCAUUUGAACGUCGUGUUCCUGAAGUAUUACCGAAAUUAUUCACGAUUCUAAAGCCAGAGAAUUAUAAUUUGAAGUCUAAACAGGCCGAAAAAAAUAGUGAUAAUGUUUUGAUUAAUGCAGUGAUGUGUCUCAUGAAAAUAACACAAGAAUGCUCAAUCUUGUCGGGAAAAGAAUCACUAAAAAUAUCCAACAGCGCAUGGGAUUCUAUAUUAUGCCAUUUGACAUACCCACACACUUGGGUCCGUUUGAUAUCAUCACGUCUUUUUGGCCUUCUCUUCUCUCAGCAUUCACCUGAAGACAUAGCUACAAUAUCUAAGGAUUCUAGCCCACAUGAAUAUUUGAGUCUAGAUAUAAAGAAAAAAAUCGCCUCGCUAUGCGAAGCGUUUCUGGAGCAACUAAAAUCGCAACAUGUUGAUGAAGAUUUAGGUGACCAAAUUGUCAAGAAUCUGUUCUAUUUGAGUAAGGUUAUAAUAUUAAUGAACAAAGAUGACGUGAAUUAUGGACUAAAUGAUGACACAGAGGAUUCAGAGGAAGUUAAUAAUGUCACUUUAUUGUGGUUAUUAAGAAAAUUGUCGAAUAUAGCAAAAUACGAGUCUUCUCAAACACCGAAACUCAUUCAAAAGCGUUUGAGUGUAUUUCGCUGGAUUGCUGCGAUUGCUUCUCAUCUUGGCAGUGAAAAUAUUUCUUCCUAUUUACCUGAAAUGUUAAAACCAGUUCAUAGAGAGUUGGAUCAUGGCUCAAAUUCCGUUGACGAAAAAUUGCGAGGUUUGGCGCUAGAAGUCGUUGAACUGCUUAAAAACAUUGUUGGUCAUGAAGUAUUUUCAAAAGCUUAUGCUACUGCCAAACAAUGUGCGUCUGAUAUGAAAACAAAACGUAAAAUGCAGACUGCGUUUGAGAUGGUAGCUAAUCCCGAAGCAAGUGUAGCAAAGAAAAUGAAACGAAAUUUGGCGAAGAGAGAAAACAGAAAAAGAAAAUUUGAGUCAAAAAAAGCGUUUAAAAAAUCAAAGAAAUUGAAGAUAUGAAAAACGCAGUAUUCAUAUUUGUUAAAGUUAUGAAGGUGAAGAAGUGAUCUACGGCAUGUAUUUGAAACAAGAUAAUUUGAACCAAACGAAGUGAAGCCUGCUACAUCUUUUGAUUUUUAUAUAAAGACAUCUAUUUGAUGAACAGAAGAAUCAAACAUAAAGCUGGCUCAUUGUGUGAGGUUUUGAAAGAAUAAAAAUUGAAUGUUCCUUUAUUAUAAA
Molecule: messenger RNA, 8541 nt
Organism: Xenia sp. Carnegie-2017
Lineage: Eukaryota; Metazoa; Cnidaria; Anthozoa; Malacalcyonacea; Xeniidae
Product: small subunit processome component 20 homolog
Exons: 41
Coding region: 118-8322 (2734 amino acids)
Cellular component (GO): small-subunit processome; nucleolus; 90S preribosome
Source: RefSeq, a predicted model, not a curated record